UAUCACUUGUUUUAAUUUCAAGAUAAGAUUUUCGUCAGCGUCAGGUGAACGAGUCAAAACGUAAUUUAUGUGACAAAUUUAGUGAUAGAACGACUAUCAUAUUAUAGUCUUCGAUGUUUCAGUGCCGUUGUAGUGCGUCAAGUGUUCCAAAAAGAUAAGUUUUUGAGUGUUUUUGAGGAUAAUGCAAAUGUUCAGUUGUCGCAUACAUGCCGCUGGAAGUGCGAAAUCAACUUGGUGCGUCCUCGGACGGUCACAGAAGAAGAAGUAGAUCGUGGGGAAAUCGACUAAGAGCUUCAUCUGUGGUUUCUUUAAAUCAAGUCCCGAGACGAUCGUUUUGCGUAUCCACGUUGACUGAAGAACCUACUAGCAAGAUUCGACUCACGAUAAUCCGAGGGAAGAAUCUUAUGAAAAAAGAUAUUUUUGGGGCGAGGUAUGAUCCUUACGUGAAAAUUGACCUGAAUACUAUAAAUGGAGAUGAGACUAUUGAUUCUGUGUUAACCAAAACAAAGAAAAAGACUUUGAAUCCAGAAUGGAACGAAGAGUUUAUAUUUAGGGUGAAGCCUGCGGAACAUAAAUUGGUGCUACAAGUAUUUGAUGAAAAUAGAUUAACUAGGGAUGACUUCUUGGGAAUGGUAGAACUCACGUUAAUCAAUUUGCCAAGGGAACAAGAAGGAAGGAACAUAGGAAAUGUCAAAUAUCUACUAAGACAAAGAAGCGGUUUUAGUGCGCGUUCAAGGGUUCGAGGACAUCUUGAACUGUAUCACGCCUUCCUUUACGACAGCGAUGUACCACCUCUUGCAGAUCCUGAAGAAAGUAUUGGCGAUGACAGAGACUGGGAGUUCAUUAGCGAAGGCAGAGAAGAAAGUCCCGCGCCGGCCCUUUAUGUGAAUGCUACUUCUGAUUCCACAACGCCUCUACCUCCUGGAUGGGAGGAACGGCAAGAUGCGAACGGAAGAACAUACUACGUCAACCAUAUCGCGCGAACUACACAGUGGGAAAGACCCACUCUAAGCAAUAACGUUGAUAACCAGUUGCAAGAGCAAAGGGUCCUUGAGCAAGCCACAGUUUUUGAGCGUCGUUACCAUAUAAGCGCAGACGACGAAAAUAAUGGACGCGGUGACUCGAACAAUACAAGUCAGGCCGUUAGUCCGAAUAGUGACGGUGCUGCUGCUGGUUCGGACGUAGGUUCGGAAUUAAAUAACCUGCCUGAAAUAAGGGUUUCAAACGAGGUAGAUGAAAGUAUCGCUACUGAGCUCAACAAUCGACUCAGUAUCAGAUCAGCCGAGAACAAUAACGAUUCAGAGUACAACGCUUCGGCGGAAAGCAAUGAAAGCAGUAGAAGAAGUUCGUUUGAUUAUCCACAAUUCGAACUAAGAGGAAGAUCUAUUUUUGGGUCGCGUGUUGAACGCCGACCAGAUGAUGAUACAGAAAUUGCCGACACGGAUUCGGAGAGCGACGACCAAACAGAUAGCCUCUCAAACAGCUCAUCGCGUCGUGAUUCUACAGUAUCAACAACCAGCAAUAGCAACACUCCUAACAAUUUAGAGUUAUUAUCUGAAGGUUUACCUCCGGGAUGGACAGUGCAAGUGGCUCCCAAUGGCCGACUGUUCUUCAUUGAUCACAAUGAAAGAACGACAUCAUGGGUAGAUCCCAGAACUGGCCGUGCCAGUCCCAUGCCGAAUCAAGCUGCCGUGCCUUUGGUGAAUAGAAAGCCUGAUGACGACUUAGGUCCGUUGCCUGAAGGGUGGGAGGAAAGAGUCCAUUCCGAUGGAAGGAUAUUCUUUAUCGACCACAAUACGAGAACAACACAGUGGGAGGAUCCUCGACUCUCAAAUCCGCAAAUCGCGGGACCAGCGAUACCAUAUUCGAGGGACUAUAAACGAAAGUAUGAAUAUAUGAAAACGCAACUCAGAAAACCGAACAACGUACCCAACAAAUUUGAAAUCAAAGUAAAAAGAAGAAGUAUUCUGGAGGAUUCAUUCCGGGUGAUAACUUCCGUCCCUAGAGUAGAACUGUUGAAAACUAAGUUAUGGAUCGAAUUUGAAGGCGAAGUUGGACUGGAUUAUGGAGGUUUGGCCAGAGAAUGGUUUUAUCUAUUAUCGAAAGAAAUGUUUAACCCUUACUAUGGACUAUUUGAAUAUUCAGCCAUGGAUAAUUACACAUUACAAAUUAAUCCAUACUCUGGCUUAUGUAAUGAAGAACAUCUAAAUUAUUUCAAGUUCAUUGGUCGGGUCGCUGGGAUGGCUGUAUAUCAUGGAAAACUGCUAGAUGCAUUUUUCAUUAGACCGUUUUACAAAAUGAUGUUAGGCAAAUCCAUUGAUCUUAAAGACAUGGAAUCUGUUGAUUCGGAAUAUUACAAGUCACUGUUGUGGAUUAAAGAAAAUGAUCCAUCAGGACUUGAUUUAACAUUUUCUGUAGAUGAAGAAUCUUUGGGGCAUACAACUGUCCAUGAACUCAAGCCAGGAGGUGCCAACAUUCCACUAGACAACUCUAAUAAAGACGAAUAUAUAAAGUGUAUAAUUCAGUGGCGGUUCGUCGGACGGGUGCAACAGCAAAUGAACGCGUUUUUGUCUGGUUUUAACGAUUUAAUUCCGUUGAGUAUUGUCAAAAUAUUUGAUGAACACGAGUUAGAACUUUUAAUGUGCGGUAUACAACAUAUCGACGUGAAAGAUUGGAAGCAGAACACGUUGUACAAAGGGGAUUAUCAUGGAAAUCAUAUAGUCAUUCAGUGGUUUUGGAGGGUUGUUUUGUCGUUUAACAAUGAGAUGAGGGCUCGACUUUUACAGUUCGUUACUGGUACGUCAAGAGUGCCAAUGAAUGGCUUUAAAGAACUUUAUGGUAGCAAUGGUCCUCAGUUAUUUACAAUUGAAAAAUGGGGAACGCCUGAAAAUUUUCCAAGAGCUCAUACAUGUUUUAAUCGCUUAGAUCUACCUCCUUACGAAAGUUACCAGCACCUGAAGGACAAAUUAAUUAAAGCAAUAGAAGGAUCACAAGGCUUUGCGGGUGUAGAUUAAAAACGCGGAGGAGUCUAUAUUCUAUUACUAUUAUUCUGUCCAUUAUUUACUUAAGGUUCUAUAAGCCUCUUUAAAAAUCUAUUUCAAUCAUUACUAAUAUUAUAUAAAUAUUUUAUAGAGUGAAUCUUGAAGUCGUUAUUUUUAUCUGUAAUGUACUUUGUAAAUAUAUUAUACAUGUUUUAAACUAUUUACUGUAGACAUAUUAUAGCUUUACUUUUCUUUUUUAACGUAGAGUAGGCAAACUGUUGAACGUGAGUAUUUUAUAUUCCUAUAAUGUUGAUCAAAAAUACAACGUUAAAAAAAUAAGUCAUGCAUCGAGCAGAGAUUAAGCUAUCAUUAAGGCUGAUUGAGGGAGAGUUUAAGCCAAACUUUGUUAUAUUAUUUGUUUUUGAUUAUUAUUUUCGUCGUGGAGAUUUCGUUCAUUAUUAAUACUUACUAAUCUGAUCUUCUACUUAAUGUAUUAUUUCCGUUUACGUAUGUAAACACAUGUAUUUGUAUCUAUACCUGAUAUCUACGUCUUCAUUUUUGUGUUGAGUUAAUGGUUUUUAUAAUUUCUGAUGUAUAUAUUUUAAAUUUUAAAUUCAAAACGUGCUGUAUUAUGCUUUGUAUGUUAAAUGGGAUUAAAAAUAUAUUUUAAUAGUUUCACUUGUUCGAA
Messenger RNA from Zophobas morio, 3669 nucleotides. It is a transcript of the gene Nedd4, whose product is annotated as Nedd4. Gene Ontology annotation, cellular component: cytoplasm. Lineage: Eukaryota; Metazoa; Arthropoda; Insecta; Coleoptera; Tenebrionidae. The transcript is spliced from 17 exons. Gene Ontology annotation, biological process: protein polyubiquitination; regulation of dendrite morphogenesis; ubiquitin-dependent protein catabolic process. The coding region runs from base 207 to 3014 and encodes 935 amino acids. The record is from RefSeq and is a predicted model, not a curated record. Gene Ontology annotation, molecular function: protein binding; ubiquitin protein ligase activity; sodium channel inhibitor activity.